This is a messenger RNA of Miscanthus lutarioriparius, 561 nucleotides long. The record is from the annotation of a GenBank genome assembly. NCBI's taxonomy places the organism in Eukaryota, Viridiplantae, Streptophyta, Magnoliopsida, Poales, Poaceae.
AUGGCAACCGUGAGGUACGAGAAUGUUACCAAGUUCCUGGCCGUCGAGCUCACCAUCAACGGCGACACGUCCUACUACGUCAACGCCACUGUUGAUCUCAAGAGCUACCUUCCCGAGCAUGUCGCUAUCGGCUUCUCGGCAGCGACUGGCGGUGGUGGCGAGCAGCACCAGAUACUGUCAUGGUCAUUCAUAUCCACUCUGCAGGAGGAACAGGGCCUCUAUUGCCGGAACGCGAUCCUCAAAGCAGCGGACGAGCGGCUGAGGUCCGGCAACCAGGCCGACGAUAGGUGCAUGGAGAGGGUGCUCGUCGUCGGGCUGUGGUGCGCGCAUCCUGACCAGACCGAACGGCCAUCCAUCGAGCAGGCCAUGCACGUCCUGCAGUCGGAGGACGCUAGGCUCCCGACGCUCACGCCGCAGAUGUACAGAACGGUGUCGGAGUUUGCCGUCACUGGACGUGCUAUUGGCGCCUUGUCCGUUCAGAGCUCCUCUUCCACGACCACGGCGACAACCGGUGGCCACUCCAAGGUCUCUUCCGAGUCAGCAUCCUCUCCCUUGCUCUAA